Molecule: messenger RNA, 3033 nt
Organism: Symbiodinium natans
Lineage: Eukaryota; Dinophyceae; Suessiales; Symbiodiniaceae
Source: the annotation of a GenBank genome assembly
AUGGGUUGUUGUGCAAGCAAACCAGCGCAGGCCACGGAGGCCAACGGGACUUUGCCGACGCUGCUCGGAGCUGCUCACUGCCAGGCCAGCAAGAAGCCUGGCACUUUUACCUUGGGACGUGCGGAGCUAUCGCAGUACUUUGCAGGCGGUUACCUCCGAGGCGAGUUGUUUGUGGGCGAACAAUACAUCGAGGGUUCCAUUGACGGCCAACUGCGCACGUUCAGAUUUGAUGCUGACGACGGCCCUGUCCAUGUCUGGCAGCAUGCUCUUGACCUGCGAGACCUUCUCCCUGCUGACGACGGAGAAAUCGUAGUGCUGUACCACUAUACGAACGCUGUCGGCUUCCAGAAUGUUGCAAAUCUGGAGCAAACCGCAUCAGAGCUGUUCGCCUCGCUUGAGGAUUGUCGUGCGCACUUCGGCAUGGGCGUGUACACUUCUCAGCACGAACCUUCUGUUUGGAAACUGCGCAGACGCAUCUUGCUGAACAAUUACAGCAAUGGGUCUCCUUUUCAAGAUGCCGAAGACGAAGAAGCUAAGCGGGUUUGCCAUCAGUGGGGGGAACACAACUCUUCUGGCCACCGUGGGGCAUUUUGCAUACCUCUGCUGGUUCCCUCGUCCUUGGCCUACAACAUUUUCGUUCGGCAGACGCCUGACCUCGCAAAGAAGCUGGUGCAAGACAAGAAAACAGGCCGAGAGCGGAAGGUCCGAUUGGGCGAAGAUUACAAAGGCAAGCCUGUACAUCGGGCCCGUGACGUCUGGGUAGUGCGCAUCACAGACGAUGCGGGCAAGGUGCACCAUGCCUCUGCUGAAGCAGACGGCAAGCUCCAGCUACUACAAGCGCGUCUUGCCCACUUGCGUGCGACAAAUGGCGAUGACAACGAGAAGACGAUUGCCUGCAUGGCUGAGCUGGCGUGUUGGCUGCGCUUUCGUGGACAGCGGGGACAGCUUGACGCAGCUGAAGAGCUGUUUCGGGAGUGCCUGCGCAGAUACCGUGCUUUGUUGACUGCAUAUCACCCCAAGACGCUAGCUAGCAUCAGGAAUUUGGCUCAGAUGCUGAAAAUCAAGGGCAACUUCCAGGAGGCAGAACAUCUUUUCCUCGAGGCCGUACGCUCAUGCUUUGCCACACUGGGGGAGAACCACCCCACGACGAUUAAGUCCCUGGAUGAUCUAGCAGACAUGUUGGCAUCGCAGGGCCGUCUGCAAGAGGCAGAGCCCCUUCUCCGCGACGUCGUUGACAGAAGCCGCGCUGUGCUGGGAGAGCAAGCCCUCAACACGCUGAACAGCUGCUCUGGUCUGGCUGGAGUGCUGGUCUCACAGGGGCGAUUGCACGAUGCGGAGACUCUUUACCGCGAGGUCAGGGAUGGACGAUGCAGAGCGCUGGGACAGCACCACCCCUCGACACUGAGUAGCAUCAACGACUUGGCAUCAACGCUGCAUGAACAGGGACGCCUACAAGAGGCGAGCGUGCUCUUUCAGGAGGCCUUAGAAGGAUGCCGUAGCAAGCUAGGGGCGUGCCACCGAAAAUCUGUGGCGACGGCCUCCAACCUGGCGAUGAAUCUGAAGGGACAAGGACGCCUGCAGGAAGCGGAGCUUCUUUUCCGCGAGGCUUGGGAAGGCAGCUGUUCCGCACAAGGGAACCACCAUCCUGACACCCUGAUCAUCCUCAACAACUUGGCUGCUUUACUGCUGAAUCAGAAACGCUUGGAAGAGGCAGAGUCGCUGUACUGCGAGGCCGUAGACGGAUGUCAUGCCGUUCUUGGGGAGCAGCACCAAGAUACAAUGCUGGCACUUCUGGGCCUGGCGGCGGUGCUGGGUUCUAAGGGACGGCUGGAAGAGGCUGAGAAUCUUUCUCGCGAGGCCAUAGUAAAUGGUCUGAGGACUGUCGGAAAGGAUCACCUCGUUCAGCUUCUUGGCAACCUAGCAGUGACGUUGAACUCCGAUGUCCUUCUUCAAAAGGCUUUGGAAACGGGGCGUGCUCUGCUGCCAGAGAAGGACUUGAACAUGCUGAAACUCAAGACCAACUUGGGGCUGAUGUUGGUCCAUCAAAAACGCUUGGAAGAGGCAGAGCCUCUCUUAUGCGAAGCAUUGGAAGGUAGGCGUGCUGUUCUGGGGGAGCAGCAUCCGGACACACUCGCCAGCUUGGACAACUUUGCAGGACUCCUCAAAGAACAAGGAUGCUUGGAAGUGGCCGAGCUCCUUUUCCGCAAGACCCUCGAAGCCAGGCGCGUUGUUCUGGGAGAGCAGCACGCGGACAGGCUGGACAGUGUGGACAACUUGGCGGUGCUGCUCAGGGAUCAGAAGCGACUGAAAGAGGCGGAGCCUUUUUUUCGUGAUGCCCUUGAGCGCAGUCGCACGACUCUGGGGAUGCACCACCCUCGGACACUAGCUCGUGUCGACAACUUGGUGGGGUUGCUGCAAGUCCAAGGAUGCUUACAGGAGGCAGAGUUAGAGCCCCUCCUCCGCGAGGCAAUUGAAUGCAGAGGCACUGCUCUGGGGAAGCAUCACCCUCACACGCUGAACUACGUCAACAGCCUUGCAGGGUUGCUUCAGAGCCAAGGACGCCUUCAAGAGGCAGAGGCCUUUUUUCGUGAGGCACUCGCAGGCAAUCGCGCCGCGUUGGGGGACCAUCAUCCCCACACACUCAUAGCUAUCAGCAACUUGGCUGGGCUGCUGAAGGCCCGAGGACAGCUGCGGGAGGCAGAGGCCCUUCUCAGAGAGGCCCUCGAAGGCUGUCGGGUGCGUUUCGGCGAGUUGCACCCAAAAACAUUAGGCACAACAUACGGCUUGGCUACGCUCCUGGAAGAGAUUGGGCAAUUUGAUGAGGCCGAACGACUCUUCCGUGAAGAGCAGGCAAAAUGCAAUGCGAUGUUCGGCGCCCAACAUCCAAGCACGGUCAACUCGACCAUAAAUUUGGUCAGAUUUCUGAAGGAGCGGGGUAAAGUGCUGGAACUGCUGCAACUUCUCCAAAGCCAGACUGGGCAAUACGACCAAGAACGAGAGGAGGUCAUUCAGAUGAUUCAAGCAGCCAUGUGA